AUGGGGACUAGCAAAUCUGUAGUGGGUGGUGAGACAGCAGUUUCUGCUAAUGAGAUGUGGUACAGAAAACUUACAAUGGAAUACCCAUCCAGUCUGCAAACACUGCCUGAGUUGACAUGCUUGGGUCUGCAAGGUCUGAAUCAAAAAGUCAGUCAACAUGUUGAUCAAGUCUGUAAUUCCAUGGACAAGAACAAGGAUGGAUUUAUUGACUUAGAGUUUAUUGCUGCUGUAAAUCCAGUAGUACAAGAAAAUGAAGCAAAAAUUAAGUGGCAUUUUGAGCAAUAUGAUGUAGCUGGAAAUGGUUCUUAUAAUCCAAAUGACAAGUCGACAGAGGGCCCCUCCUCCACCCCCCACCGCCCAGUGUUGAAAAGUUUGUCUUGUGGGCUGAGGGUGGUGGAAAACACAGCAGCUGAAUUGACUUUAGAAGGAUUUAUCAAUGGCACGGAAAAAGAUCAGGGCCUUCUGGAAAUUGUUUUCAAGAGCUUCAACUUUUCCAAUGUACUGAAAGUAAUCUAUGGUGGGAAAUAGCCAGACUGGAGAAAGCCUUCUUCUAAACCAACUGACAAGAAUGGUGUAGGGACAGUGAAAGUUGAGAAGCUGUGGAAUGGAUGCAAAGCAAAGCACUCAGCUUUUGGUGGAUUGAAAACUCUCAGUGGAGAAGAAAUGUGA
Molecule: messenger RNA, 669 nt
Organism: Capra hircus (goat)
Lineage: Eukaryota; Metazoa; Chordata; Mammalia; Artiodactyla; Bovidae
Gene: GUCA1C
Product: guanylate cyclase activator 1C
Molecular function (GO): calcium sensitive guanylate cyclase activator activity; calcium ion binding
Source: RefSeq, a predicted model, not a curated record